Messenger RNA from Zonotrichia albicollis (white-throated sparrow), 4700 nucleotides. It is a transcript of the gene CDCA2, whose product is annotated as cell division cycle associated 2. Gene Ontology annotation, biological process: regulation of mitotic nuclear division; regulation of chromosome segregation. The record is from RefSeq and is a predicted model, not a curated record. Lineage: Eukaryota; Metazoa; Chordata; Aves; Passeriformes; Passerellidae. Gene Ontology annotation, cellular component: nucleus; chromosome.
UUCAUUUGCUCAUUUUAUUUUUUCUCCCGUACCAAAGCGGUUCUGUGGUCCAACGGACGCGAUCUCUCCGCCGAGUCAAAGAGUCCCCCGGUCGCCGCCCAGCCCCGCGCGGACCCCCGGGGCACAGCAGCGGAGUCUGUAAUUACAGCAGCAAAAGCUGAGUGGAUGUUUCUUCAAAUAAGUCCCAAACAAUGUUGAGAGGAUCUAAAACUCCCCUGAAAGUUAAAGAAAAUGAACAGCAGGAAGAGGCCUCUUGCCCUCUGCCAAGAGCCCAGAAGAGCUGCAGAGUGACCAAAUCCAAGGCCAUCAGAGCAUCCAGGAAGGAGAAUUUCACUGAUGGGAGCCAGGCACGGUCACCAAAACGUGCCCCGAAGUGCCCCAAAGGCCCCGAGGAGAAUCUGUGUCCCCUGCAGGGGGCUGCUGUGGGCUGGCAGCUCCCUGGGGGCUGCUCUGGGGGGGAUGUGCUGCUCACUGAGCCCCCCUUGCCCACCAGGGAGGGUGUGUCCAGCAGCCCAGCUGUUCCCUUGGGAAGUGGCUUCUGCACUCCUGAGAGGGACAGAGUGGAAGGAGAAGCUGCUUUGGGGCUCUCUGAGCAGAGGAAGAAGCCCAUGGCCAUUGGUGCUGUGAUCAGUGCUGAGUGUGGGAUUGCUCAGGAAAGUCCUGCAACACGAGCCACAGGGGCUUCCCCAACUUCACUAAAAUUCAGGAGAAGAUCAACCAUUGGCUUGAGGGGAUCACCAGAGAACAACACCCUGAUCAGGUUCCUGGCCCAGCAGAGGAGCAGCAGGCACAGAGAAGCUUUCACCCAGAUCAGUCCUUUCAAACCUGCAAGUGUGAGGUCGCUGAAGGACAAGAUCAGCAUUUUCCAGGCCUCCUUUGAGUCCCUGCAGGAGGCUGAGGGGGAGCCUGGGCUCCCACACCUGGGGGCGCCUUCCCAGCAGGGAACUUCCUCUCAGGACAAAGCACCUUUUAAAAAAGAGCCAGACCUGGAGCAGUGGAGUGGAAAGUUCAUGCUGGGCAACAGAGGAGCUGCUUUAAAAGAGAAUUUCAGAGAAAAUGGGACCCAGAGCAGCAGGAGUGAGCUCAGGAUCUGCAGCAUCUUGUCCCCACAACGAGCUGUGACUGCCACUGCUGCCAAGGAAUGGGUUUGUGAGCAGCAAAAUCCUGUUCAAUCCUUGGACCCUGCUGUAACUGGGGAGACCCUGGAAAGAGACCAUGUGUCCCAGCUGGGUGCUGGCUCUGCAGGGGCCGGCUGGGAGCCCAGUGGCCCUGGGGGUGCUGUGCCAGCCCCCAGCAGGAGCUGGGCUGGGGAAGGUGGGAGCACUCCCAGCUCUGCCCUGGGCCACAGCAGCUCCCUGCUCAGAUCCAUCCUGAAGAAAACCCCAGCCAAGGAGCUCCUGGACACCCCCAGGGCUGACUCAGGGCCUGCACCAAGGAGGAGCUUCCAGGAAUAUUUAAACAGUGCCACUGAUGGAGGAGGAGAUGAAUCUGCUGCAGUCUCCAAUUGUGUAGAAGCCUCUGAAACACUGCAAACAGAGAGUGCUGACAGCUCCAAAACACCCAAGAAGAAAAAAGUGACUUUUGGGGAAGUUCUGAGCCCCGAGAUCUUUGACCAGAGCCUGCCUGCCAACACCCCCCUGCGCAGAGGAGCCUCCCCAGGGAGGGCACAGAGCCCCUGGACACGGCCAGGCCUCCCUGAGGAGCCUCUGCCCCUGCUGGACUUUGGCUGGGAUGAGGAAGGUGUUGAGCCUCUCCCAGAAUUCCCAGAAGGUUCAGAAGCCCCUGCAGAAGCCCCUGCCCCUGUUGAAAUUGCAGAAAUUGCAGAAGUAGCAGAGACUGACAAACCUGACAUGGUAACAACUCGUUCUGCUGCAAAGAGGAAGUGCAGGGCUGUGGCUCAGGACCCUGAUGGGAGCAGCUCAGGAGCCACAAACACUGAGAAUGUCAAGGACACCAAAAACCCAGAAAGGAGCAAGAUCCAGAGACAGAGGAAUCCAAGCACAGCUGUUCCCAAGAAGGCCCAGAGAAAAACCCGCCCAAGCUAUGGGAAAAGAAGAAAGAAAAAAGUCAAGGAAUCUUUGUAUGGGGAAAGAGAAAUGGCUUCUAAGAAACCCCUGCUCAGCCCUAUCCCUGAAAUCCCAGAGGUUUUCUCUUCUGUGUCAUCUCCAGACUCACCAAAGGCAGAUGCACUUCUUACAGAGGGUGCCGGUGUGGGUGACCCCGAAUGCAGGGGCAGUGCCCAGCAGCCCCAGGCUGGCAGGGUGCAGGGGCUCUGUGCAGCUGCUCCGUGCCCUGCGCUCCUGGGGGAGGCAGCAGCCGCCAGCCCUGCAGACUCUGAGGUGCCAGGGAGCCUGGAGGCAGCUCCUGAGUUUUCAAAUGCUGUGCCAGAUGCAGAAGGUGAUUUUGAUACAUCUGAUUAUUUCCAGCAAGGCAAAGAGACUCCAUGUGAAAAAGAAGCAAAAGAAAGCAGUUCCUUGAUAGAAAAGGAAGAAUUACAAAGAAAUCUUCUAACUGAGCUUGAAAUUGUGGAACAACAGGAGGUACAGGAGGGUGCCCAGAGAGCCAAGUGUCCUCAGAAGGAUUCUGUCAGACAUGAGCCAGCAAGGAGAAGAAGAAGAAGCAGCAGUGCCUUCUGCUUCCCUCCUGUUGAGAACCUGGCAGUGCCUGGGGCUGACCCUGCAGUUUGCUCUUACAGCGUGGAGGAGGUGCUGUCAGUGCCGCAGGGCAGGGGGAGCCGCGGGGCCGGCGCGGAGCUCCGGGUGAGGCGCAGCCUGAGGCUGAGCAGGGACGGGGCCGGCUCGGGGCUUGCCUGGAUCGAGGUGCCCAGGGAGCCUCCCCUGCCCGCUGCUCCCAAAGGCAGCAGACGCAGCAGCACCUCCGUCCUGGCCGGGCCUGGGAAUGUUCACAGGGAGCAGAAGCUCCUCCCCCUGCCAGCCCCGGGCACGGAGAGUGAGGGCUCUGCUCCCCUCGCUGCAGCUCCUGCCAGGAGGUGGAGGAGGAGAAGCCUCUGUGAAGCCACAGCUCAAGAAACGCCCUGGGCUCCCACCCAGAGAAGGAGAAGCACAAAUUCUGUGUGUGGGAAGAGCAGGAGUGACCAAAACCACUCAGGAGCAGCAGAAACUCUUGAGCUGAGCUUGAAGGAUGUUUCAGGCAUCUCUGGUUUUCUGAAGUGAAGGUGCUUCUCAGGCCUUGUGUUGUGUCUCAAGUGCAGUUUUCUUCUUUCCCACUUGUAUUUCCUCACUUAUUUUCUUAUUCAUUUUCUGGAUAACUUAGAACUCAUUUUCCUUUUCUUGAUGCCUAAAAUGUUUGAAGAUCUGAACUGUUUGGCAUUGGUCUGGUUAUGGCAGGUAAUGAAGAGAAUUAAAAAAUUCUUCUCCCUGAUAAAUGUGGGUUUGUUUUUAGCAGUUAAACCAGAACCAAACGUGUCCUUCCAGCCACAAUUGCUCCAAGGCUUUGUUUCCUGUGUGUGACCAUUCCCUAGAAAUUGCUGUUGAAAUCUGCAUAUAUUUUCUUUUAGAUUGCAAAACUGCACUCAAAAGAGAUUGUCUGCAAUGAAUAAAGGAAUCACUUCCUCCUCUUCCCUUUCAAGAAGUGGGGAACCUGUUUCUACCUUCUGGAGAGGCUUUGGGCAUGAGCAGAGGUGGAGUUAGAGUGAGAUUUAGUGUUAGAGUUCAUGAACUGUUCUCUUAUGUAAAGGGUGGUCAUUAAAGAAAAAAAAAAAGCUUUUAGAUAUUUAUUUGUGUAAAAUUCAUCUGACCAAUGCAAUUGGCUGAGGGGAGAGAAGCAUUGGCUGGGCUUCAUUUCCAGCCCUGUGUGUCCUGAGCCCAUCCCCUGCUGGCCCCGGUGGAACAGAGGGAGCUCUGCAGCUGCUCUGCUCCAGCCUCUGCUGCUGCUUUCAUUUUUCAGCUGGGCUGUUCCAGCCCUCAGGGACGCCCGUGCCAGCCUGGAGGAAAUGGCUUUGUGUCCAAUGCAGUCCCUUCUGUGACUGCUUUGUGCCAUGAGUGAUGUGGGAUAAAAUCCUUGAUGUACUUAGCUGCUUUUAUAGAGCUUGAAAGAAACCAGAGCAGUUGGAUUUUUAUACCUCUUGCUCCCAAGACAAGAAUUCCUCAAGCAACUUGAAAGAAACUGCACUGUUUAAGCUGUUUGAGUUCCAGAAUCCUUGGGGUUGGAAAAGAGCUUUAAGAUCAGAGUCCAGCACUGCCCUGUGGCCCAUAAACCACGUCCCCAGGUGCCACAUCUCCAUGUCUUAAAUCCCUCCAAAAACAGUUACCUUAAUGUUUGGCUUGGGGAUUUGCUUUGGGGUUGGUUUGGAAGCAGACUGGAGAGUUGUGGGCUGGAUGCUGAGCUUGGCUGCCAGGAGAGGGCAGCCUGGGCUGGGAUUUCUGCUUGGAAGGGAAAGAACAUCAUGGACAAACCCUGAGAGGCUGGCUGAGCUUAUCAUGUAAAGCUUAAAGAAUGAGUAAAUGAGUAAAAAUAGCUGCACCUUUUAUUGUUCAAAACAAAGCAACUGAGCUGUGCACUGGAAUUAAACUGGGCUGGAAUCAGGUGGGAGUUUGAUCUGGAAAUCACUUUGUGCCUGAUCAGCCAGGUUGUACCUGAGCUGUCUGGGUGUCUCUGUGCAGCUUUUAGGUACCAAAUCCAGCCCUGGGUGACACUGGGGCUGUCACACCCUGAAUGCCAGGCACCAGUGAGACCAAGGC